AAAUUAAAUACGUGUACUUGGCUGCAUUUAUCAUUGCUAAGCAUACUCGUAUACCUUAAAAGAGAAUCAUGCCAACAAACAUCUUAAUGAUAGAGUGUAUUUAUGGCAAGAUCUGACAUCAUCGGAGACGGGAUUUUUUAACUAUAUAGUCUUCAGUAUGACCACAACUGAAAAUGUGGAAAUGUUAACGAGGAACAAGGAAAAAACAUACGUAAAAUUUGAGUGGAGAAAAACCUCCUGUAGGAACAAAAUGUAACAAAUUCUUCUGAAUAACGGUUUCCUCUCACGAAAAGUAAAAACGUCACGGCUCUAAAAUGGCAUACUGUGGGACAGCUUCAAAGUGGGCGAAGCUUGGUUUACUUCUCCACUAUUUAGGACUAGCAUUGUUUUUAUCAGGGUUCGGGACAGUAGGAUGGAUGGUGUUACAAACCGUACAAGACAAUAAGGACGUUACAGUGGGACUGUUCAAAAUGAUUGACUGUUCUUCGGGAAGUUGUUCAACAUCUGAUAUAAACUCCGCCUAUCAAAACAAUGGCCGGGACGCCACCCUUGGAUUAAUGAUCGUAGUGUUGGUAUCCGCGGGGCCAAUUACCGUAAUGUACAGUAUUUACGUCGCCGCCGAAGCUGCCAGAUCCAAAUGUUUUGCUAUAACCAUGAUAUGCAUGUGCUUUACUGCAGCCUUACUUGCAGUGAUUGGUAUGAUAGUUUAUGCAGUACUAUUACCGGCAGACUUCUACUCAUCAUACUCACUAGGAUUAAUCACGAUAGCAGCAGGACUCUUUGCAACAGCCGGGUGUUUACUUAUACCAGACAUCCGUAAUAACAUUUACAAGACUACCAAGACUCGAGUGACCCCUCCCCCUCCAUCUCCUAGUCUCCCACCGAUAGAAAGUCCCCUUUCUCCUCGGUAUUGGGAGCGCACCCCACAGUACUACACCCCAAUCCCCCACCCACCAAAGAAGAGAGGAUACUGGGAAUACAAAGAGUAUGAUACACCACGUAAUGUUGAACCACGAUCUCCACGUGAAGUUGUGAGGGUGCAUUUACGUUCCACGACUCCACUUUCAGUCGGCAAUAUGUCCACAACGCCCUCACCUCGACGGUAUGGCACACCGCCAACAGUCCAAAGAUACGACUACAAAGCCAGAUAGCUGAUGUGGAAACUUUCAGAGUACGGUUUUACUAACAAUGCUACAACAUUCUGCAAUAGCAGUUAAAAGUGUCUAAAGUGCAAACAUUUUGUACAUAAAAAAUCUAAUGAACUAUAUUUGAAUUAAUGUGUCACGAAGCACAAACGUGUAAAAUUCAAAACUUGGGAUGAAAAACUUUUUAACAACCUUCUGUUUGGUCUGAGCUCACACAACCGUUUCCGACACUAUUAUACUACAUCUAAGUAACUGUCGACAGCAGAUAAAAAUCUUUACUUCCAGUAUUCUGUUUCUUUAUGAAGUACAGCUCAUUCAUAGAUGUAUAAACAUACAAGUGUGUAUUUACUUGCUCAAAUGUUAUAAGAAAAUUGAAAACUAACUGUAAAGAAUGUACAUGUAUGUAAUUGUCUACGGUGUACUGGUAAGGUGUAAAAACCGGAAUGGGGCCGGAAUAGAGGUAGUGACUGAACAAAAAAUGCAAUAUCUCCACUAAUACUACAUGUAUAUAUAUUUUCAUUCCGUAAAGUUUCCGCAUAUCUGUAUCACAAGGACUGUUAGAAUAUAUAAAAAUAUUUAAAAUAAAUUAAUAUGGUAUAUUGAUAAACCUUGCCGGAAUGGACCGAGCUCGAAAAAAAUACUAAUCUGAACUGAGAGAAUGGACUCGUUUAACUGGCAAUAUAGGGUCACUCAGUCCCACUUAGGCACUCAAAGUUCUACUAAAUGUACCUCCUACACAGGAGAGCUCUUAUCUCGAAACUGGUGUAAUGCUAUUUUUCGAAGUCCAAGGGCCAUAACUUAAUGAAAAAUCGAAAUUCGAACUUGAUCUGUAACUUGUUAUGACAAAGCAAUGUACCGAACCUCAAAUGAAUAUCUGCAAGCACAACAACAAAAAACUGAUAAUUCAUGUUAUUUUUCUAAGUCCAAGGGCCAUAACUUAAGUGAAAAAUCAACGGACCGAGACGAAAUUUGAACUUGAUCUGCAACUUGUUAUGGUAACGCAAUGUACCAAAUAUCAAAUGAAUAUCUGCAAGCACAUAAAAACAAGAAGCCCACAGGCCUUAUCGGUCACCUGAGUACCAGUGAAAAAGUAUCACUACUCCCAAGGGCUAUGAAAUCUAGAAAAAAAGUUCUUGUUCUGAAUAUAUAAGCUAAAUUCUAACGUUCGGCAACAGUAUAAAACAAGAUAUCGUUCUUAAAACUUUAAUGUCCUCAAAAGUGCAUACAUUGAUGAAAGGCUUUACAUAAUAUAAUAGGCGUAUUCACAUUAAAACAUUAAAAGAUAUGACUAAUUUGGACCCAUUCUAUAUUCUAUGGGUUGCGAAAUUCACCAUUUUUUGUACAUCCUUUUCUGUUAUUCCUAAGUAAGCAUUUAGAUUUUAUCCAGUAUAAGCAAACUUACACAUAAAUACAUGUACUAUAUACUAAGUUUGGUCCCACCCUGGGGUCAGAACCCCUACCCCGGGGAUCAUCAAAUUUACAAUUUUGGAAAAAAGAUUACCUGCUUUUUUAAAAUUAUCCAUUUAGUUUCAAUAACACUAAAGAUGUUAUUUAAGUAUUUCACACAUAAACACUACAUAGUACGUUUGAUCCCGCCCUGGGGUCAUAACCUCUACCCCGGGGAUUAUGAAAUUUACAUUUUGGUAAAGGUCUUCCUGCUCUACAUCACUAUGCAUUUAGUUUUUCUUAAACCUGUGCGGCUGUAAAAAAAAAGAUUUUUGAAAAUUGGUCAAUUUUGGGCAGUUUUUGCCUCAGAGUCACCCCUAAGGCCCCAGGGGUGCAGGAUCCCGAAAAUUACAAUUUAUGUCCCCCUUGUUCCGACGAUGAUUCUUAUCAAGUUUGAAAAGAAUUGGAAUGAUAGUUAUCAAGAAGUUCAAAAAAAUUAUUGUUAUUGUUUACUCAUUUAAUAACUGGCCAUUUUGGUCCCACCCCGAUACCACAACCCCUAUAUAUAUUUACACUUUUAGUAAAGGACUAACUACUCAUACUAAAUAUCCAUUUAUUUUAAAUUUAGUAUCAAUAGCACUAAAGGAGAUGUUAUUUAAGUGUUUUUACACAUAAGCACUAUAUAGUACGUUUGGCCCCGCCCUGGGGUCAGAAUCCCUACCCCGGGGAUCAUGAAAUUUACAAUUUUGGUAGAGGCCUUCCUGCUCUACAUCACUAUGCAUUUAGUUUUUCUUACACGUCUGCGGAUCUUGAGAGGAUUUUUUUAAAAUUCAAUUUUAGGCAGUUUUUGCCCUGCCCCAAGAGUGCAGGAGUCCUGAAAUUUACAAUUUAUGUCCCUCUUGUCCCAAAGAUGCUUCAUACCAAAUUUGAAAUGGUAGUUAUCAAGAAGUUAAAAAUGCUCUAUUGUUUACACAUUUAACAACUGACCAUUUUGGUCCCACCCGAUACCAAAACCUCUACCUCUGGGAUCAUCAAAAUUACAAUUUUGAUAAAAGGACUACCCUUGAACUCUGCAUAAUUAUAGUUAUCAUCAUAGAAGCAUGAGAAUGAUAUUGUGUGGAAACAGACAAUUUGACUCUUUUACUCCCAAAUCCUGCAUUCAAUGCAUUGUAAUAUCUUGAAAUGUGUUUUAUAGAAGUCAUGAAAUUAAACAGUGAACACAUCUUUUCAACCAUCAAUAGUUAAAAUGAACAAUUUCUGAAAUCUUUUGAAUUCGUGAUUUGAGUACAAGUAUUAUAGUAUGAGGGUCUUUAAAUUUUGAGCACACCUCCAAUGCAAACCCUGGUCUACUACUGCAUUAACAAGUUACCCUUUGAGCAUUAAUUCAUGAUCACGACAGCUCCAUUGUGAAGGUGAAAUGGAAACCAAUCACUGGUGCGAUGUCAUUUUCCCUCAUAUCAUUUUGAUAAUUACCCCCUGUUGUGCGCAAUGAGAAUUAGAAUGGCUUUACGUGGGUUUUGGCAUACUUAUAUACAUGUACGCAUAAUUUUAUUUGUAUUAACUGGAUGAUUCUGGUAACCUAAUUUAUCCUUCCAUUGCAUUCCUUUCGAGAAGAACAUUUCAAAAGCUAAUUUCUAUCACACAAGCGAGAAGACUGUAAGGAAAAUAAGGUGAAUAAAUCCCAUGAAGGCAUGUACUUUUAUUUCUAUGAUGAAAAUGUACUUUGCAUGGUGUGGAUUUUCCAAUGAGAGUUCAGAAUUCAUUAUUCGAAACUUGAGUUAAACAAAGUCGGGUUAUCAGCUAAGAAAGGUAAAUAAACCUUUGACGUACAUUGUAUUCAAGAAUGAGAGAAUUGUUUAUUGAAGCUUUCCAAUGCUAAAAUUAAGAAGCACAAUGACCAUUUCCACUUUGGAAAUUACGAUAAAUUAUACAUAUAUGUUUGUUGAGUUUUUAUUGUGUGACUUUACGAUUGUUCAUUGUCUUGAAAGUGUCAGGAGUGUGCCAGAUGGAUAUAAGAUACAUGGGAACAUACUAUAGCAUUUUUUACUCAAAAAGAGCAGUUGUAGCACUGAUAAAAAUACUAUCUUUAGAGUUCCCUUAUUUUUUUCUAAUUAUGCUUUACAUAGUCUCAUGUUCGGGUAGUUUUCUUUUUAUAAAGAAUUGGGGUUUUUUUUUAAAAUAUAAACUCUGUUUAUGGUUGAAAAUAAUAUUAUACAUAUACACUAUAUGAUUUUAUAAAAAUCAAAAGAAAAACAUCAUUCUUUAAGAAAUUCAAAUAUUCCAGAUUAUCUAAUUAGACAAUAAAGUUUUUCAUAAUCAGGUCAGGAGUGUGACAACUUUUAUUAGAAAAAGACAAAUUUUCAAAAAGCAUAAACUUGAUUACAUGUAAUUUCUAUUCAUCUGACUUUUACAACAAAUAAAUUGUAUAUAAUUUACUCUGAGAAAAAUGUGAUUUGAGAUAAAAUUGGUGUUUCUUUUAAUAAUACUGAUAUUUAUUUAACCAGUAUUGGACCAAAAUUUCAUUAAAAUGAGACUGUAAUUUAUUACAUGACAACAUUUCACACAAAUAUCAACUGUUUCAAAGAAAUAUAGCAAGUCUUAACAUUUAAAAAAAAUGACAGCUAAAAAAUUCUUAUAUUGUUGUUUAUUGUUAUAUAUAUAAUUACAAAAACAUGUCAGGAGUGUGACAAAACAUAGAGGUUGUUUUCAAAUUGAUAUAAAUAUAUAAAAAAUAAUCGUUCCACUUAUCAACUUACUUUUGUUCCUCAAUUGUAAACCAGAUAUACAAAAAUGAUAAUCAGACUUUUUACUCAAAUAUUUUAAGAUUUUGGAUAUAAAUUUAAAAAAAUUACAACUGAAACCUAAAAAUCUGUCCAAAACUUUAGGUUUUUUGUAAUUUUUUUAACUAAACAGUUGAAUAUAUAUGCAAAGUUGGAUACCAAAAUGUUUAACAGAUAUCCUAAUAUGUAAUUAAAAUGUUUAUAUCCAUUGCAUCCUUUUAAGAAAAAAAAUGAACUUCUUGAAAAUUUUGCAUGUACUUGUAAUUUUUUUUUCAAUUAUGUUGUUAUUAAAAGUUGAUUUUACAAAAAAAAAACGUCUUUAGUUAUUAUAUUGACCAUCUAGAUUAGAAAAAUAUAAUAUAGCACUAACAUUUCUAUAACAAUUUUUCAUCAAUCUGACCACCUUGAAAUUUGACCCCCUUCGUCACACUUAUUUAUUUUAUUUUAAACCACCCUAGUGCAUAAUGUGCCUGUGUAAAGUGACUAGUGUCAACAAAUUUAUGCCCACUGCCAAAAUAUAAAUUACAAGGAUCUGUAACCCAAUGAUCCGCUAACGUAGAUCACUAGUCACUACACAAGGAUCUGUAACCCAAUGAUCCGCUAACGCAGAUCACUAGUCACUACACAAGGAUCUGUAACCCAAUGAUCCGCUAACCUAGAUCACUAGUCACUACACAAGGAUCUGUAACCCAAUGAUCAGCUAACGUAGACCACUAGUCACUACACAAGGAUCUGUAACCCAAUGGUUCGCAUGACCUUUCGUUAUCAGCCAAUCACAUACAACGCAGUCAGAUUCUUCCAGCGAUGUUUUUCCAUAAACCCUUGUGUCAAUUUAGAUAGUACGUUAAAGAUGACUGCGCCCAUGAUCGGAGGCUGUACGCCUGUCAAAACAUCUACAGUGUAUACAAUUUCUGCCCAUAAACUCCGUAACGCUUGCUCCACAGAGUUACUGUUUGCAGUAAGAUAUAAUAGAAUCUUACUUGAUUAGUAAAUAUCGCAAAAAUAAUUAAAAACCUACUUUCGUUUUCGAUAAACUACCCUGAAAUAGCAAAAAUGAAAGCAAAGUGGCAGAUCUAAACCAGUUUUAUUUUUUAUUUUUUAAUGACAACUUAUGAUAAUACUAUAUGAAGAUAAUUCGUUGUUUAUCGAUGCUUGAUUUUGAUCUUCAGAAGAAAUAAGUUUUGAUUAUUGUUGAAUAAAUGAAAUAUGCUUGUUCGUUUUAUCAAUCCAUGAUUCCCGUAGGGAUUCGGGCUAGAAUAGGUCCUCAGUACCCCUUGCUUGUCGUAAGAGGCCUUCGGAUGAGACCGCAAAAACCGAGGUCCCGUGUCACAGCAGGUGUGGCACGAUAAAGAUCCCUCCCUGUUCAAUGGCCAUAAGCGUCGAGCAUAGGCCUAAAUUUUGCAGCCCUUCACCGGCAGUGGAGACGUCUCCAUAUGAGUGAAAUAUUCUCGAGAGGGACGUUAAAAUACAUUCAAUCAAUCAAUCAAUCAAUCCAUGAUUUUAAUCUUGAAUCAGCCUUUAAUAUGGAAAUUUCCAGAACGAAACGAUGCAACGUCAUACCAAUCGCAUAUUCUCGGACCUUUCCGGCAAGCCAACAAGAUGCGAUUGGUUUACAAUAUGAUCAGCAUAAAAUUGUGUAGGUUUUCAGUGUUAGUUAUACUUAUGAUAAUUUUGACUAGGCUCAUAUUUAUCAUUUUAUGAAGAUUUAUGAUUAUUUUACUUAUGUAAAUCACAUUCAACGAAGGACACCCCUCUCCCUCUCCGAGACCAACGAUCUGACACAUCGGUGAAUUUUCAAAAUAUGAUAUUCAUCUGAUAUUUCCAAUGUUGAAGAGCGUACUACUCUGGAAAGGCCUAACUUUCCUAUAAGGCCCCGUGUUAUUCAGCUUGGCGUACAUUCUUACAAUGAUCGCUUCGUUGGUUCAUUAAUGGUAGAUGACUCUGGUAGCGAAGCAUGAGAUAUGUACACACCAAAGACAGAUCACAUUUCUAAGAUUAUUUAGGUAUAAUUAUAUAAGAUUUUAUAUUCAAGGGUUGUGUAGAGUUUUUCUCCUAUCUAGACCCACUCACUUUGAAUGGAGAAUUUUCACGCGGACACCUAACUUUUUCAAGCAUUUUUGAAAACGAAAUUUUUUUUUACUUUCUUUUCCAGAUUCACCUAAUCAAAUUACAAAAACUUUAAAGGACAACAAAGAAACAAAACAUAAAAUAAAUAGAUGAUUUUAAAAAAAAAGGGGGGGGACAUACUCCCCCCAAAAACACCAAAAGGAGAGAAAAACACAAGAAAAUCAAAGAUCGUGAAUUCCGAGUAACUAUCAAUCAUAGAUGGAAUUAAUUACUGAUGUAAUAUGUCACAUCGCUCAAAUACUUUCUCCAAACAAAAUACUAAUAAAUCUUCAAUAAAUUUAAUGUUUUCUGGUCAAAAUAUCGCUAAAAAGCAAGUACUUUUGACAAAUAUUGCAAUAUUAUUAUACAAUCAUGUUUAAUUAAGCAGUAUACAUACAAAUAAACACUUAAAUUGCAUUAGAUUUGGAAAUUUUACCAGCGUACUCUAAAGUACUCUAAUGUACAUGUACUCCAGCGUACUCUGUUUAAGUACCCUUCCUCUAUAGCGCAAUAUUAUUUAAUUCUGAUUUUCAGCGCUUACGCGAGGUUUCAUCUGGUGCAAUGUAAACAAUAUCUGCAAUCUCUGCAGGUUUUGUUUUCUUCAGCCUGUUAAAAGUCCGAUGCACAGGAAGCAAUAAAAAAUUAUUGGAUAGAAAAUUAGAAUUGACCGACAAAAGAAAACAGUUGAUUAGUAACGCUCUAAACCUCGACAUCGUUGAAAGUACCGAUACAGUUGUAGUGCAAGAAAUGUUUCAGGUCGGUACAAACGAUUAAAAAAUCCUUAGAGCUAAAAGACGGUGAAAAAAGUGCUUUCUUUAUUGACAUCAAUAAUUGGUAAGGAAGAUUUUCCAAACAUCGGCCGGCCACUUCAUCAGCCAUCUUGACAAAUUGUACACAUCAUUAUUCAUACAUGAAUCGUAAUUGACAAUUUAUGAAAUUUGGUUGUAUUUCAUCUCGUACAUGUAUGUUUUGUUGUUUGUGCGAAUCAGAUAAAUUAGGCAUUAUUGCAAAAGUUUUGAAAAUGCAUAUGCAAGCACAUACAGUUUUAUAAUGUGAAGUAAACUUCGCUGGAGAGAAAUUACUGCGACUUGUUUACAAAUUACAUGUAACUGGGACGUCAUUAUCUGUAUGGCGCAAUUUGAUUGGCUGAUAGUUCUCAUUAAUAUUCCAAACAAAAGGUCAUGCAAACGUCAUCCUCUAUUGGUUACUUCAGAUUCUUGUGUAGUGAUCUACGAGAGCAGAUCAAAGGGUCUGAUUUUAAUCAAAUUGUGUAGUGGAUGUAAGAAGAUAACAUCCAAAAAUCAAGAGACCCAUGGGUCACAUCGCUCACAUGAGUCACCUUGGCCCAUAUUUAAAAAUGUUCCCUAUAUAUUCGCAUUUAAAACUAUCACCCCUAUCGUGGCCCCAACCUACCCCUGGGGUCAUGAUUUUUACAAAUUUGAAUAUGCCCUAUGUCAGGAAGCUUUCAUGUAAAGGUAAACUUCUUUGGUCUAAUGGUUCUUGAGAAGAUUUUUAAAGAUUUUCUCUAUAUAUUAGAAUGUAAAACUUUGAUCCCUUAUUGUGGCCCCAUUCUACCUCCGGGGGCCAUGAUUUCAACAAACUUUAAUCUGCAGUAUGUCAGAGAGCUUUCAUGUAAAUUUGAACUUUUCUGGACCAGUGGUUCUUGAGAAGAUUUUAAGGAUUUUCCCUAUAUAUCCGCAUGUAAAACUUUGAUCCCCAAUUGUGGCCCCACCCUACUCCUGGGGGACCAUCAUUUAAACAAACUUGAAUCUGCACUAUUUCAGGAAGCUUUCAUGUAAAUUUCCACUCUUCUGUACCAAUGGUUCUAGAGAAAAAGAUUUAUAAAGAUUUUCUCUAUAUACUCGCAUGUAAAACUUUGAUCCCUACUGUGGUCCCACCCUAACCCCGGGGGCUAUCAUUUGAACAAGAUUGCUACACGUAGCCAUGUCUCCCACCGCCGCAAAAAAAGUUGAAACACAAAAGUCCCAUAACUCCUGUAAAAUUUGUCGAAUCAAAAUGACGGCGCAAUAUGACCAACUACAUAUGGUGACUAACAAUCCUACAACAUUUGAACAAAAUCUGUUGAGCGGUUUUGGAGGAGUUGCAUCCACAAAGUGUUAACUCCUGUAAAAUUUGUCGAAUCAAAAUGAUGGCGCAAUAUGAUCAACUACAUAUGGUGACUAACAAUCCUAUAAAAUUUGAAUGAAAUCCGGUGAGCGGUUUCAGAGGAGUUGCAUCCACAAAGUGAUCCUAUACUGUACUAUGUACAAAUUCAACAAAGUCCCAUAACUCCUGUAAAAUUUGUCGAAUCAAUAUUGUGGCACAAUAUGAUCAACUACACAUGGUGACUAACAAUCCCACAAAAUAUGAACAAAAUCCAUCGAGCGGUUUCCACAAAGUGUUCCUAAAGUGUAGCAUGUACAAAUUCCACAAAGUCCCAUAACUCCUGUAUAAAUUGUCGAAUCAAAAUGGCGGCAUAAUAUGAUCAACUACACAUGGUGAUUAACAAUCCGACAUAUCAUGAACAAAAUGGCAACUAACAAUCCUACAAAAUAUGAACAAAAUCCGUUGAGCGGUUUCUGAGGAGUUGCGUCCACAACGUGAAGUGGGACAGACGGACGCACAGACACCGGUAUUUCUAUGUCCCCUUCCGUGUUGCGGUAGGGGACAAAAAACAUGAAUCUGCACUGUGUCAGGAAGCUUUCAUGCAAAUUUAACCUUUCCUGACCCAGUGGUUCUUGUGAGGAUUUUUAAAUGAUCCCACCCUAUUUUUGCAUUUUCGUGAUUAUCUCCCCUUGGAAAAGGGCGUUGCCCUUCAUUUGAAGAAGAAAAAAACUUCAAUUCCCUUUACCCAAGGAUGCUUUUUACAAAGUUUGGUUGAAAUUGGCCCAGUGGUUCUGGCAAAGAAGUCGAAAAUGUGAAAAGUUUACAAACAGAUGGAAGGAUGGACAGACAGACAACAGGUGAUAAGAAAAGCUCACAUGAGCUUUCAGCUCGGGUAAGCUAAAAAAAAAUAGUUUUCAAUAUAAACACUAUAUACCAGGUUUGGCCCCACCAUGGAGUAAGAACCUAUUUUUUGUAUAGGCCCUCCUACUCGAUCUACAUCACUACAUUGUAGUUCUUACAGAUGUGCGGUUAUGGAGAAGAUUUUUGAAAUUUGGUCAAUUUUUAGCAGUUUUUGCCCUGCCCCUAAGGCCCCAGGGGUGCAGGGGUCCUGAAACUUAUAAUAUUUAUGUCCCCCUUUAAUGUCCCAUGGACACUUCAUACCAAAUUGGAAAAGAAUUGGAAUGAUAGUUAUGAAGAAGUUAAAAAUGUUCAAAUGUUAUUUUCGGACAUAUCCCAUGUUUCUAAACUUUUUAAUUUUUUCAGCAAAAUUAAUUCAUUUCAUGCCUAAAACUACUUUACAUGUGUUUUAAAUGAAACAGUUUGCAUAGUUUUCAAAUCUUGAUAUAUGCAUAUUUACUUAAAUAUUUACGUGGUAUUAUGUGUGAUGUCACAUGCGACCUCGAGCGAGAAGGUUUCAAAACAGCUCUUAGCCAUUUCAUAAACAGAUUUAAUGGACAAAAGAGCCAAUUAUCACAUUAACGGCCUGUAAAUAACACUGCAUCAAGAUAUUUUGUCCCAUUUAAGGGUGCACUAGCUGUCAGUAAAAAGUAUUUAGAUCCAUGGAAAAGACGUGGAUAUUUUUUGUCGGCGCAAGGACUUUGCCAUAAAAAAAACCCUUGUACAUUUUCAAAAAAUGCAUUUGGACAGAGACCUAGAUAAUCUGCCAGAAAAAUGGUUCUAUCGAAGCCUAAGCCCUCUUUGAUGUCGGCCUACAGCAUAUACAUUCUGUUCUGAUCUUCAAAUUCAAUACACAUUCGCACCAACUGACCUUCACCUUGUAGUAACAUAUAGACAUAACUUGUGCUCCCAGUUUCCACCAACUGGUAGAACGAUUUACAAAAAAUUUAAAGAUAAAAAAUAAUUGAACUGAUGAAAUAUUGUAUUUUAUUACUUUGAAUUGAAUUAUAAUGCUUUCUUUUUUUUUAUUGAACGCAUAACAACAAUACGUGCAGUACGGCAAAUGAUGACCAACGCUGAUCAUUUGAAAUAGGUCAUUAAUUAUUUUAUAAAGCAGAUGUGGUAGCCUCAAAAAAUUAUAAAAUUUGGAGAAUAAGUGCCAUUUUCAUAAGAACAAGGCACAAUUGUGUACAUAAAAAGGCCCAAAAAAUUUCUGUGAUUUAAAUGUGUCUUGAAUCAAGCUUGAUCUGUGUUUUGAAUAAGUUAAAUACAUGCCAAGUACACUAUCUCAAUUUAAAUCAAAGUUAUUUCUAAUUUUAUAGCAUUAUUACGUCAUGAAUACCGUAAAGUAUCGAGUAUUGUGCGCAGUUUUUUCCAGAAUUUCUUACCCAGAAAGUGGGGGGUGCGCACAAUCCAUGGGACUAAAUAUAAAAUCCUUUUUUUACAGGUUUUAGUUCAUGUCACCAGUGACGAUUUUCGCUGUCAUAGCUCUUGUCAGUUUGCUCUAUGCAAAAUACUGCCGGGUUUUAAUCGCGUUAUUUGUAUGCUAAUGCACGUAUAGCAAU
Ostrea edulis (European flat oyster) is the source of this 11985-nucleotide messenger RNA. RefSeq lists its product as uncharacterized. NCBI's taxonomy places the organism in Eukaryota, Metazoa, Mollusca, Bivalvia, Ostreida, Ostreidae. The coding region runs from base 315 to 1151 and encodes 278 amino acids. The record is from RefSeq and is a predicted model, not a curated record. The transcript has 3 exons.